ACACUUUACUUCGGGCAAGGCCUCCCGCUCUCCCGGCUUUGGGAGCCUUCAAGUCAGGGAGUUCCUUUCACCAACGGGAGGGGAGCGGAGGAAGGGAGUUGUUAGGGAACUCCUUGCCAUCCGGCCCCUAGGCCGGUAGAGUUCAAUCUUCAUCGCAAUAAGAACAAUCCAAGCAUAAUUCGCAACGCGACUCCAGCUGCCAGCGCUCUUCAGCAUCUCUUUGACAAUGUUGUAUAGAGGAAGCUCCCCUGUCUCUGCAUAAAGCUGUUGACGAAAGCCGUCCCACUUUUGUCAAGAGAAAAAGGCGUGUUCAGCGUCGUUAGCCACUCUAUUGCAUAACACACAAUCAGGAGAUCGCACCUUUCCAAUUAUGUGCAGGUUUGACUUGAAUUGCAAUAAUGGCGUCUCCGGCCGAAACUGGCGAGUUUAAACCGAGUUACAACUGUAGAAAAUGCAAAAUAUCAUUCUCUACAAAGCGCGAAUCACUCCUUCACAAAAAGACCGUUCACGAUGCUGAACCAGAGCAGGGAAAAUUUCUCUGUAAAAUAUGUAAUAAAGCGUUUGCAAAUCACGGUAACAUGUACCGUCAUAUGAAAGGACACGGUGAUAUACGGCCACAUUCGUGUCGUAUAUGCGGAAAAGCAUUCGCGCAAGCAGCAAACUUGAAUCGACAUUAUUCCGUUCAUAAUGGAGAGCGACCGUUCUCUUGCACAGUUUGCAACAAAUCCUUUACCCAACAAGGCAAUCUACGGCGACAUGAACUCGUUCAUACAGGCGAGAAACCAUUCCGGUGUAAGCGUUGCGGCCGAAUGUUCUCACAGCGCAUAAAUCUUAAGAAACACGUUAUGCUACAUCAAGGCUACAGACCCUUCACAUGUGAGAUAUGCAACAAGUCAUUCCUACAGCUCCAGAACUAUAAGAAGCACUUACAACGCCACGAAGAGAAAGGGAUCAAAACUGAAGAAAACGAUGUACUCUAUGAAUGUGCAAUGUGUGGUGUUGUUUUUAACAACUUUGCAGAUUUUCAAGGGCACGAGAUAUUUUGCGAAGUUGCUGGCGAGGAGCAAGUGGAAACAACAACAUUCGAUUUAGAUGAACAGCAACAAGAUGAACUGGAAAUUGAUCAGAAACCGAUUAUUUUACAACAAACAGUUACUCAUAUUGUCAACUCAUAAUAGAUUUUUGAAUUACUUGUAUUGUAUAGAAUGUUUGUUGAACUAAAUAAAGCACAGUCACUCAAAACCAA
Hermetia illucens (black soldier fly) is the source of this 1246-nucleotide messenger RNA. Its product is annotated as oocyte zinc finger protein XlCOF15. The transcript has 4 exons. Gene Ontology annotation, cellular component: nucleus. Gene Ontology annotation, biological process: regulation of transcription by RNA polymerase II. Bases 399 to 1175 code for a protein of 258 amino acids. The record is from RefSeq and is a predicted model, not a curated record. Gene Ontology annotation, molecular function: DNA-binding transcription factor activity, RNA polymerase II-specific; RNA polymerase II transcription regulatory region sequence-specific DNA binding. NCBI's taxonomy places the organism in Eukaryota, Metazoa, Arthropoda, Insecta, Diptera, Stratiomyidae.